CAUUUUAUUGCCAUAUAAAGUUAGACACAAUAUAAAAAUAUACAUAAUAGUAUAGACACAACACAGUGCAGGCUGGAACCUAACCAGAAGUGUGAAAUUAAUCCAAUAAAACAGUACAGGCUGUGGCCAUAAGCAUUUUAUAAUAAAAUAAUGGUAGGUCCAAAAGUUUCCCAAUAGAACACUGUAUUGUCACAACUUGGUCAAUGUUAUUUACUCAUACGGUCAGCUUUUUCUAAAAACUGAAACAUAAAGAUCUCUGUGUAAAAUAUUCUGUAAAUGGUAAAUAUUAAAUUUCAAUCAAAUGCAUGUCACUGAGGUUGGUGCAUUUUACAUAAGAAAGUCAAGCUCUUACCGUAUUCAGUCGUAAAAUUGUCUGUUGCAAAUAGAGCUACAAAUAAAGAUUAUUUUUGACAGCCUCGAUUUUCUUUUGUAAAAGAAAAUCAUCCUCCAAGCCCAAAGGUGGGAAAAAAAAAUACGAAACAAAAAUCUAAUAAUCAUGAUAUAGUGUAAAAAGAGAAUCUGAAGGGGAAUUCAUCACUUCAACACUCAAACUCUGCAGGUAUACCAGGUCUGAAACCAGACAAUCCAAGGUAAAUAUCUCUAUCUUUUCUGCUUAUAUAUAAUAUUUGUGCAAUAUUUUGUUCAAAGUCACAACUAAGUCCCAAGCAACUCGCACAGAUAGCAUACUAAAAGUGAACUUUUUUCACGACCAGUUCAGUCACACUGUACUAUAUGUUACACAGUUAUGGGGACGUCUAUCAAAAACAAACAACAAAAAAACGCCCCAUCGCUUCCUUCUGGCAGAAAAUCAUUUCUUGGAUCUUCAUCCUCGUGCGCGCUCUCGCACCUCCUUCGAGCGCGAGAGGGUAACCGAGCGGGAGCGCGCUUGGCACGGCGCCGCGCACUCCAGCCCCUGUUUGUAGUAACCAAGAGCAGUAGAGCUCUCAGCUAGACAUGGCGGCGGAUCCUAAGCCGGACUGGCUCUCCUGCCUUCCCUCUACUUGGAGUUAUGGGGUGACUCGAGAUGGACGCAUAUUCUUUAUCAACGAAGAAGCAAAGAGUACAACCUGGUUGCAUCCUGUGACUGGAGAAGCCGUAAUCACGGGGCACAGAAAAACUCCAGAUUUACCAACAGGAUGGGAGGAAGGAUACACAUUCGAAGGAGCCCGCUGCUUCAUCAACCACAAUGAGCGAAAGGUGACUUGUAAGCACCCGGUGUCAGGCAUCCCCUCCCAAGACAACUGCAUCUUUGUCGUGAAUGAACAUGUGAAUUGUGGAAAGCUUGUUCACCCUGACACACCCCUAGAAGCUCUCACCAGGCCGGCUCCUAAGGCUUCUUCAGAUCAGGGAAGCAGCAGCGACAAGAAGGAACGUCCUAUGAGCACCAUGAGCGAGGCCUCAAACUACACAGGUGGCUCCGAUUACAGCACCUUCCCAGGCAGCCCGGCCACCGUUAAUACUGCCACCACCACCACCACCACCACCACCACCACCUCCACUUCAUCUACACGGCCUUCCAGGUCUUCCAAGAAAGUCCACAACUUUGGCAAAAGGUCCAACUCCAUCAAGAGGAACCUCAAUGCCCCGGUGGUCAAGAGUAACUGGCUCUACAAACAGGACAGCACCGGCAUGAAGCUGUGGAAGAAGAGGUGGUUUGUUCUGUCGGACAUGUGCCUGUUCUAUUACCGUGAUGAAAAAGAGGACAGCAUCCUGGGAAGUAUCCUGCUGCCCAGCUUUCACAUCUCCAUGCUGUCAGUGGAUGACCACAUCAGCAGGAAAUACGCCUUCAAGGCCACUCACCCCAACAUGCGAACAUACUAUUUCUGCACUGACACAGCCAAAGAGAUGGAGUCCUGGAUGAAAGUCAUGACAGACGCUGCCCUUGUCCACAGUGAACCCAUCAGAAGACUGGACAAGUUGAAAGUGGACCAGCGGACGCCUCAAGAGUUAAACAACUUACUGAACCACAAAGUUCUAACACGGCCCGAGAUCCAGAACAAUGAACGCAACAGAGAGCCCAUGCGACAACACUCCCUGUCGCGGGCUGAUGACAAAAGGCAAAAAGACGCCGAAAAACACAAUAGCCAGAGGGAGAGGGAAUAUUACACCCUGCAGAGAGAUGGAGAGAGAUACUCGCUGAAGAAAGACGGAGUGAGCUACAUGCUUCAGAAGGACGGCGAGAGGUAUCUCCUUCACAAGGACGGAGAGAAGUACCUGCUGCGAAAGGAUGGGGACAAAUACUCGCUCCAGAAGGAUGGAGAGGUGUAUGCCAUUCACAGGGAUCUGGAGAAGUAUGCUGUUCAGAAAGUGGAUGAUAAGUACACCGUAAUGCAAACGGAGGAGAAGUAUGCUCCUUCCAAAGACGGAGAGAAAUAUCUGCUCACAAAGGAUGGAGAAAAGUAUGCACUGCAGAAAGUGGGUGACCGGCACACACUUCAGAAAGAUGGACAGAAAUAUGUUCCUCAAAAGGAAGUGAAGAGAGCGCUGUCAUUAAAGGAGACCGAAAGGUACGGCAUGGUGAGAGAGACGGACAAUAAAUACGGUACCAUCCAAAUUGUGGACAAAUAUGGCACGGUGAAGGAAGUGAAGAAAUACAGUACACUCCGAGAGGGGAAUAAAUACGCUACUCUGAGAGACGCAGGGAAGUACGCAACUCUUCGUGAUGGGGAUAAAUAUGGCUUCCAGAGAGACCCAAGUGCGGAGAGGUCUCUGACUAAAAUCAGCAGCAUCAAGUUGCAGCCAGCUCAGGCUGCUGCUAUUGCAGCUGCGGUGUCUGCAUCGCGCCAAAGCCAGGCCAGUCUCAAUGCCCAGAAACCGGCGCAGGUCAACGGCUCAGAGUCGGGGACAGGAGAACAACAUGGGGACUGCAGCACGACAGAGGCGGACGGGAGACAGUCCAGGGCUCCUGUGAUGUCCCCGGCUCCAGUCCAGGAGCCAGAGAGGGGCCUGUCCCGGACCAACUCCAUGCAGCAGCUGGAGCACUGGGUUCGUGCACAGAGGACGCAGGGACUGGAUGAUGACACGAGGAGUGUUACAUCCUACCAGACCUUACCUCGGAACAUGCCCAGCCACCGCCCCCAAAUGGUGCCCCGCUACCCUGAGGGUUAUCGCACGCUGCCCCGCAACAGCAUCGCGAGGCCAGACAGCAUCUCCAGCGUUGCAGGCUCCGUGUACGACCGGGCUCUCCGCCCGGCCUCCACCACCACCGUCACCACAGCGGAGAAGAGGAGGUCGAUGAGGGACGACACCAUGUGGCAGCUGUACGAGUGGCAGCAGAGACAGGCCUUCUCCAGGCAAAGUCUGGCUCAGCCAGCAGCUGUGGGUCAUUAUGGCACCCUUCCCAGCACAAAGACCAUGGGCAACAUCUCCGAACAUGCCGUGGCUCACUCCAUUCCCACCUCACCGUCUCAUGGCUCCCUCGCUCUCUACAGCACCUUCUCCCCUCCCCGGCAGCAGGUUGCUCACAAUCCCGGCAGCUCCAUCUCCGAGGUGUCCUCGCCUGUCUUUAGGGGGGAUGUGACGCUGGACCGCAGACAGAGGGCACAGCUCGCUAAGUACGGCUACCCACCUGACCGACGAUCCGUUUCAGCCAGCGUCCCCCCUCAGACCAUCACCCCACAGACACUGCAAGGCAAGACGCCCGAGGAGCUGACACUGCUGCUGAUCAAGCUCCGCCGGCAACAGGCGGAGCUCAACAGCCUGCGGGAACACACAGUAGCUCAGCUAAUGGCCCUUGGUAUGGAGGGGCCCAACGCCAAGACUGACGUUCUCUCUCAUCAUCUCCAACGGAACCUUGUUUACCUGGACAGCCAGACGAAGGAGAAUGAGCCUCUAAUCUUCAUGAUACACACUAUGAUCGAGAACUCUGCACCAAGGCCGCAACUCUACCAGCAAGUCACUCCAGAGGACUACAAGGACAGCUCCUUCACCCAGCACACAGACGAGGCUGACAUAGAUACCAAGCUGAGCAGGCUCUGCGAGCAGGACAAGUCAUUGAGGAUGCAGGAGGAGAAAGUGCAGCAGCUACACAGAGAGAAGCACACUUUGGAGACAGCCCUGCUGUCUGCCAGUCAGGAGCUGAGUGAACAGAGUGGCUCCAACGCCGCAGCCACACAGAGCCUGGUCCAGCAGAGAGACGUGCUGCAGAACGGCCUCCUCAGCACCUGCAGAGAGCUGUCCAGAGUCAACACCGAGCUGGAGCGUUCCUGGAGGGAAUACGACCGGCUGGAGGCAGAAGUCUCUCUGGCCAAGACCAACCUGCUGGAGCAGCUGGAGGCCCUGGGCAGCCCACAGACAGAGCCUCCUAGUCAGCGGCACAUCCAGAUCCAGAAGGAGCUGUGGAGGAUCCAGGACGUGAUGGAGGCUCUGUCCAAAAAUAAACCACAGCGGAGCACAGACAGCGGUUUUCCAGGAUCCAAACCUCUCUCCAGUCAGCAGAAGAACGAGGCAGUGACGCUGCUGCCACUAAGUCCUCUCAAGGAGGGGAGCGGCGUGCCCCCCCGCCCGCCCCUCCCUCAGUACUACGACUCAUCAGAGCGCCCCCCUCACGUGCCCCCCCACACCUCACACCCCGGUGGCCGACUGCCCCCCCAUAUUCACCGCCCUGAAGACCGCAAGGCCGGCGCCAGGAACGGAGCGCACAGCCAAGCUCCAGACUAUCGGCUGUAUAAGAGCGAACCUGAGCUCACCACCGUGAAGGAGGAAGUGGACGAGGCCAACGGCGAGGACAAGGACAAAGCCGAGGCGUCUGCUGAGAGCAAAGACACUGCAGCCUCAAAAGUGCCCUCCUACCCCGUGGGUAUCGUCCCCCCCAGGACCAAAUCUCCCAUGAGCCCUCCUGAGUCCUCGACCAUCGCCUCCUAUGUCACCUUGAGGAAGACCAAGAAACCUGAAUCCAAAUCUGAUCGGCCCAGGAGUGCAGUGGAUCAGAUUGGAUUCGUGGAGCGAGAGGUGGGCAGAACGAGGAUGAGCGUGGAGGAGCAGCUGGAGAGGAUAAGGAGAAACCAGCAGGCCUCGUCGCUCCGCGAGAAGAAGAGAGAAGUGCCAUCCCGCUCGCCCUCCUUCAGCAAGGAGAACCCGUUCGUUAUCCUGCAGAGUCGCGCCCAGGCCGAGGGGGCUUGUGCGGACCCCGUGGAACUGGAGGCGGCCCUGCAGCAGCUGAAGGUGGCUCACAUGGCGCAGAGCAGGACGGAGAGAGAGCAGGCUGCAUCACAGGAGGCGCAGGGAGCGGAGGAGACGAAGAAUGGCAAGCGCGAGGAGGUGCAGCAGGACAGGGGCACUGCCUUGCAGGGUACGAAGGAGCCACAGGCUGAGACAAACAGCAUAGACAAUGAGCUGUGCGAAAGCCAAAGGGUAGUGAUUGUGGACCUGGGCACGGAGCCUCGGCGCGUGGAGAUUGUCAACUUUCAGCCGUUCGAGGACGAUGAAAGCAGAGAGCACGAUCUGACCAGCUCGCCCACAAACACUACCACUGAAAACAGCUUCCAGACUCCAGAGCCGGAGACGCCGAGCCCAGAGCCCAAAGAGGAGGAGACAGAUGGCAUGCAACAAAUGAACAGAGAGGAGAACCUUGGGAAGAGCCUGGAUUCAUACAACCAGCUGACAGCGGACGACAAGAAACACAACAACAACAUGCUGGCUUCACAGACAUUCACGUUGGUGAGCGACACGUGAGUGACGCUGGCCUCGACAUCCAUAGAGCCCAAAUGUAGCCAGCCUGCACAGAGCAUGCUCCAUGGCUUCCUGCGUUUACAACACAACUCCUUUGACACUACUGUUACAUGCCCACACGGAGACUGAGACUCGGAGUGUGACGGCCCCGCUAACAGACUGACCGACACCCAGAUGGAUCGACAGCCGUCACAUCUGAGAGAGAGGCAGAUGUACUGUAUCUCUAGCACCUGUUAGAUCUGUUCAUACUGAUAUGUCCUCCAGCAAAACUGAAUUCUAUGGAGUCCUGCCUGUCCCAAAACAUUUCUGCAUAUAGAAAAGAGUGUGAAAUGGUAUAGUCACGAAAAGGAUCAUACAUUAAAUCUGAAAUAUAUAUGAGCAACCCUAGGGAUGAAGUCAAGGCUGAUGCAGAUGUGAAGUAGUUCUUUGCUCAAGGGCAUCUCAGCCAUGCUAUUGAGAGCAAUCCUAGUGGCCCCUGAUUUUACAAGUCAGGAUUAAAUAACUUUUUUGGACUGCUUUUUCGUUGUUGUUGUACUUCACUGCAGCUGGAGAGCUGGAAGCAUGAAGUGGAUGUGAGUGUUUCAAAAAGGCUUUAACACAAAUCUCCUUAAUCCAGUGUUGGAAAGUGUUUCUGAAGCAAAAAGUACUUCAUAUACGGUUUAUAGCCUGGUCUGCCCCUCCAAGUAUGAGAACAGAACAAGCUACAUGCAACUGUCACCUGUGGCUGUACAUUUUGAUGAGACAGCAAUAGAACAAGAUUAAAAAUUCAGGUAGAUGCAAUUAGUUUUCCUCCAGGGUGACGUAAUUGGAGACAGCAUGAGCAGCUCAGACAUUCACCACAAGGUCUGGCUCUAAAAGACGCUUCCCCUUGAAGAGAACCACUUCAAUAACAUAGGCGUAUAUAAUAUCAACUAUAAUAUCAAGGCAUCCUGGAUUUUUUAAGCAGUUGUUAGUCCACAUCUAGGAGUUGCCUAGCGCUUUUCUCCUGGAGUAAGGGUAGAGAUCCAUCGGAGACAGCAGCCGUUAGAAUAUUCUCCUGCGUCCCAGACGCUGUCGGGGUUUAUUUGCAUACAGAGCGCGAAACUGAGAUCGGACCUGGAGAUCUGCAUGUUUAGGCUGGGUGUGAACACACGUAGCUAAAGCUGGUCCCUGGCAACUGGUCCCAGACCGGAUCUUAAUGCAAGGUCUGAACAGGGCCCAAAUGUGGUCAGAUCUCAGUGCAUCCCCAGCCUGUUCACACCUGUGUUGCAUGAUUGGAUCGCCCAGAUUGGAUCUUAAUGCAAGACCUGAACAGGCUCCUAGGAUGUGAGGGUCAUGUUCAUGUCGUGCGGUGAAGAUGGAAAACAAGACUGCUGGCUGAAUUCUAGUGGUCUGUAGAGGCAAAGCAGGAACUGAAGUUCAGUGCAGUGCUUCGGAUUUACUGGUCAGUCCACAUUAAGAACACAGUGUGGGUGGCUUCGUUACGGAAACAGGAUAAGGACAUCUGUUUGGGACAGGUGUUAGGGGUUUGUAACCUUAUCCAGGGGUCUUCCAGGCAUAUGAAACUGGAAGGGGACUUUUUUGCACAUGUUUUUGGAUAUCACAUAAAUUGUGAAGACUCAGCUCAGUUUUGUUGGCAGUCUCAGUAUUAGCUAGCCCACUGCCUAAUGCCAAAUGAGUACAUAUUUCUCAUCAUUUGUGGACAGAAUUAGAGCUAUAAAUAACUAAACCAUUUCACAAUUUUGACUGUAUGUAUGACUUGUUUUGGGGGGUAAUAUACACCAUAGAAGUGUGCUGCCAAAUACAUACACACACACACACACAUCAGUAUACAGAGCUUUUGAUACUUUACUUAGUACAACGUAUUAAAGUCAUCUUAACACAAUAAUUGUUGUAAUCCACAGACCUUGUAAGAGUGGGUGUUAGCUGUGAGAGGCAGUGUACAGCUGUAAAUAGGUGCACUUGAGAAGUCUCACUGCAGAUGAGCUAAGCACCAGAACUCGACACACAUGCAGUGCUUUAUUUUAACCCCAAAGUGACCGCUGAUGCUCUUUGGCUUUAACCCGCUCUGUUUUUAAUAGUUUGGGUUUAUUUGAGAUAAGAAAAAGUCUCUCCUAUCGCUCUAUUUUCACAUCUUUUGCACCGGCAACAUAACAGUCAUUAAAUGGAUAUACAUAUAUAAAUAUAUAUAUAUAAACAAAGUAUAUAUAUAUGAACAUAAAGCCAAUUUUUACUUCAACAAGGUGCCACUUCAGCUGCUGCUGUUUUCCUCCGUUUUGUUUUUGGACCCGGGCUAAGUAUUUUUUUGAAGUUGUGAUUAUUUAUGCUGAGCAGAUGGUUUGAAUCUCCUGAGGUCUGACGGGCUGCGCCUCCAGAGUACACUUUGGAUGUGCAGUCUGCCUUUUUCAGUUCGUGUGUCCUUUUCUUUUUCUCCCUCUUUUGGUUUGCAUUAUGUAGAAGACACAGAGAGGACAGGAAGUGGCUACUGGGUUUGAUUCUGUCCUAGGCGGUGAAGAAUCAGAAUAGCACACGUACGAAGCAAUAAGUAGGACUUUGGCGCUCCAGGACGUAAAAGAAAUUUAAAAGAGGUGUAUAAACUGUAAAAAAAAAUAAUAAUAAAUAAAUAAAUGAAUAAAUAAAACCAGAUAACAUAAUUUAUGUACACAAUGAAAAAAGAAAAAGAGUGAAUAUUAUAACUCCAAGAGGUUAUUAUUAAUAUUAAUAGGGUCAAUAUGCAAAAAGUUCAUACCCCAUCUGUUUUAUAUCAUAUGAAAUAAAUGUUGAUGUUCUUAAAA
Molecule: messenger RNA, 8444 nt
Organism: Mugil cephalus (flathead mullet)
Lineage: Eukaryota; Metazoa; Chordata; Actinopteri; Mugiliformes; Mugilidae
Gene: plekha5
Product: pleckstrin homology domain containing, family A member 5
Exons: 32
Coding region: 955-5673 (1572 amino acids)
Cellular component (GO): cytosol
Molecular function (GO): protein binding; phosphatidylinositol-5-phosphate binding; phosphatidylinositol-4-phosphate binding
Source: RefSeq, a predicted model, not a curated record